Messenger RNA from Toxorhynchites rutilus septentrionalis, 1704 nucleotides. RefSeq lists its product as uncharacterized. The record is from RefSeq and is a predicted model, not a curated record. Bases 1 to 1704 code for a protein of 567 amino acids. NCBI's taxonomy places the organism in Eukaryota, Metazoa, Arthropoda, Insecta, Diptera, Culicidae. Gene Ontology annotation, biological process: DNA integration. Gene Ontology annotation, molecular function: nucleic acid binding. The transcript has a single exon.
AUGGUUUCCCGCGGAGUAUCUCCCAGAGAUUUAGUUACGAACGAGAGGUGGUUUCAUGGACCCAAAUGGACCCAAUGGCCGAUGCAAAGUGUUGCAAGGCCAAAAGACGAGAUCCUCGAGCGGAAACGGAUUGUUCUUGCCAUUGAAGCAACAUCUCCAAAGAUAAAUGAAAUAUUCACUCGCUAUUCGUGCUGUCACAAGCUUAUAACCAUCACGGCCUAUUGCCUUCGAUUUUUGCACAAUACUCGAAUCAAAACUGGGCGAAUUUACUCUAGAGUUCCCUUAGUGAAGGAGCUAACUGGCGCUAGGACAGCAUUAGUGAAAUUAGUCCAAGCUGAAUCUUUUAGGGAUGAUUUGAAAGAACUGCAAAAAUCCGCUAUAGUAUCCAGGAAAUCGAAUCUGAAGCUGCUGAAUCCUUUCAUCGACUCUGAAGGUGUAAUUCGCGUGGGUGGCUGGUUGAGGCUGUCAGACGAGUUAUAUUCAACCAAACAUCCGAUGUUGUUGCCCGGGUUUCAUCCUUUCAGCAAGCUGCUUAUCCUCUCUUAUCAUCGGUCUCUCAUGCAUGAAGGAACGAAUCUAACUCUCGCAGUAAUUCGGGAUCAUUUCUGGCUCGUCCACGGAAGACGUGCUGUGCAAUCCAUCAUAAGGAAAUGUCACAGUUGUGCUCGCGUGGAUCCAAAACCAUUUCAGCAACCAACUGGACAACUUCUACGCUCUCGUGUUAUUCCCAGUCGACCGUUUUCUAGUACGGGUAUAGAUUACUGUGGCCCAGUAUACAUUCGUUCAACUCAACGCAAGACAACCCCUACGAAGGCUUAUAUAGCAAUAUUCGUGUGCUUUAGUACCAAGGCAGUACAUAUCGAGCUUGUCGGUGAUCUGACAACACCGGCAUUCAUAUCCGCUCUACGUCGCUUUGUGGCGCGACGUGGAAAACCAGAACACAUUUAUUCGGACAACGCAAAAACGUUCAUCGGUGCAAAUAAUGAACUCAAUCGAUUGUAUCGUAUGCUGCAACCUGGUCCCGAUUCUGAAUUGAUUGCUGCUAGUACUGCCAGAAUGGAUAUUCAAUGGCAUCUUAUUCCCCCUAAGUCGCCCAACUUCGGUGGACUCUGGGAAGCUGCUGUGAAAGUGGCGAAGAAACAUCUUGUUCGUCAAAUUGGGAACACAUCACUAACGUACGAAGAUAUGGCCACUGUACUGACCCAAAUAGAAGGGUGCAUGAACUCUCGCCCACUAAUAGCGCUUACAGAUGAUCCCAAUGAUUCGUCGGUACUGACUCCUUCGCAUUUUUUGCUUGGAUACUCUCCACAAUCAGUACCGGACCCCGACGUAAGGAAUGUACCUAUAAAUCGGCUUGAUAGGUACCAGCGAAUUCAAGAGAAGGUGCAGCAUUUCUGGCAUAGAUGGAGGUCAGAAUAUCUACGACAACUAAAUCACUUGACAUGUGUUAACCCAAAGCAGAGUUCCAUCAAAAUUGGCAGUAUUGUUAUCUUGAAGGACGAACUGUCGCCCCCAUUGAAAUGGCCACUGGCGCGAGUGCUAGAAAUCCACCCAGGGAAAGACGGUGUAACCCGUGUUGCUACUCUACGCACUACUAGUGGAAUCUUCAAGCGAGCAGUAUCGAAAAUCUACCCACUGCCAUCGUGCGAAGAAGAUGAUGAUGUUGACUACCUGCAGCAACAGGACCCUCCUGGAGAUCAAUGA